Messenger RNA from Esox lucius (northern pike), 2275 nucleotides. RefSeq names its product organic solute carrier partner 1a (gene oscp1a). Gene Ontology annotation, cellular component: cytoplasm; plasma membrane. NCBI's taxonomy places the organism in Eukaryota, Metazoa, Chordata, Actinopteri, Esociformes, Esocidae. The transcript is spliced from 11 exons. Gene Ontology annotation, biological process: transport. Bases 598 to 1773 code for a protein of 391 amino acids. The record is from RefSeq and is a predicted model, not a curated record.
AGACGCGACCCACAUGACUAGGGAUAAGCCUUUCCUGAGUUCCUCAGCGAAUACAAUUAAUUUGCUAGAGCUUCUAUUGAUUGUGGACUACAUGGUGGUGUAUCGGCAUGAGUACUAAGUUUCCUUGUUUGUUCCGAGUAGCACAUGAAAGGGACUAAAUUACUUGUUGAUCAGUUUCAACUCUUAUUAAAGUACUUUUGGUUCAACUUGUCUGAUUAGUUAUGUUCUGUUGUACCAAAUUACUUUAAACAAAUCAAGUAGCCGCCUCUAAUUUGCACCCGUUUCAACUGCAUUGUCCGAGAGACUCAAAAUCGCUAUGCAUUGUUAUUGACGAACUGAUCGACAAAUGAUGAGUAGGAUAUUUUAUGAAAGGUGAUUUGUAGGUCUGGCAGCUGCGGGUCUUUCUGGCUCUCGAACACUGUACUGAUUUGCCCACUUUUGAUUGAAGAAACAGUAACAAAUUAAACAGACGACCCUUUGCUGGUGGGCAUUUACGAUGAAAAACGUUUGAGAUUAUGCAUGUACUCCAAUAUUAGCAGCCACAAUAGUACGAUACAUCAACCCAGCAAGUGAGUAUAGCGAAUCCUCUUCUUCAACAUGUCUAUGACGACCCUUCCAUUGGUUUUUAUUAACUUGGGCGGCGAAAUGCUUUAUAUUCUCGACCAACGUCUUCGAGCUCAGAAGACCGCUGAAGAUAAUACACAGAAAGGUAUAUGGUCAGAAGAUGACAGGAAAAGAGUUAUGAAUGACAUCAUUGCCACCAUGUUCAACAAGGCCUUUAUGGAGGAACUGCUCAAGCCCCAGGACGUCUACAGUCAUAGAGCUUUGAGAACAGUGCUAACCAGGCUAGCCCAUGCCUCCAUCAUGAGGCUCAACCAAGCCAGCAUGGAUAGACUCUAUGAAUUGAUGGUGAUGGCUUUCAAAUAUCAACUCUUGCUCUGUCCACGCCCAAGAGACCUGCUGCUCAUCUCAUACAACCACAUAGAUGCCAUCCGGGAGUUUGUAAGAAACACCCCUAGUGUACUCAACCAAGUGGAUGAGACGCACCGGAAGAUCAUUGAGGUGUACACACCCUUGUCUGAUGGGGAACUUCAACUCCUCCGACAAACACUGCUCAUAUUCCUUCAAGACAUGCAUGUUAGGGUGUCCUUUUUCCUCAAAGAUAAAGUGCAGAAUCCUAAUGGACGCUUUGUCCUCUCGACCACGGGCCCUGUGCCCCAUGGUACAGAAGUUCCAGGAUUAAUCAGGGUGUUUAGUAGGAGUGGGAGGGAGAUCAAGAGAUUGGAGUUUCCCACAGAAGGCAAUUACACCAGCUCCAUCCGAGUGGGCUCCUUCGAGCUGUUUGGAGACAGAGUUAUUCGAUUUGGGACAAAUAUGUACAGUGCGACCCCGCCAGAAGAAACCCAUACAUCCAAGAACUAUUCUCAAAAGACAAACUCCGAACCCAAUCCACUAGCCAAAGAGGAACUGAACCUGCUGGCUCGAUUGAUGGGUAGAAUGGAAAUUCUAAACCAAAACAAUGACUCUGAAAUAGGUUUCCGGGUCAGCCUCUUCAGCACAGAACAAGAGGAGAAGGACAUUGUAGCAUCAGGCAGGAGUGGAGAUCCAUCAUUCGAAGUGAUUAAUAUUCAAGCAACACAGGACACACAGGUGAAUAAAGAACUGGCUAGGAUUGCUGGAGAGUUUACAAAGGAAGUUGAAGAGCCAGAACCACCAGAUGGACCAAGCAACAAGGGAGAGGACCUGUUGACCAUGAUGGAUGAACUUGUUUAACUGUCAUGAUAUUUGGAUGGCAGGGUGGAGCUGUAGCUACAAUUCUGUUUCCUGUGGUUAAUGCCCAUUUCAACAGAUGUUCUUCAUUUGAUGCUUAUACCUGCAACAUACAAUACCUCUGAUUGAUUGUUGGUCAAAACAGGUUUGAUCAUGUACUACUGUUAUUCAUUUGGAGGUAUUCUGGUAUCUGAUUUAUAUCCUACUAUUACAGUAGACUGGUAGACUACAUAACCAAAAGUAUGAUUGAAAAAUAAAUAAAACCAAUUAAAAUGUAGAUAACAGUUGUUAUGCUGUACAUAUAUUUCAUAUUUGUAAAGAUGAUGAUUCUGUCAUGAAAACACAUUUAACCAUUUAAUUGUUUCUUAGUAAGCACUGACACGUCGCAAGUGUGAUAUUAUGAAUGUAUUUGUAAAGAAAGAUUGUGUGAAUAAGAUAGUUACAAGAAUGCUACCAAUCAUUGAAUGUAGCAAUUGGUUUUCAAUAAAUAAACGUACAAUUGCUU